Messenger RNA from Schistocerca serialis cubense, 2193 nucleotides. RefSeq names its product cilia- and flagella-associated protein 70-like. The transcript has 14 exons. NCBI's taxonomy places the organism in Eukaryota, Metazoa, Arthropoda, Insecta, Orthoptera, Acrididae. Gene Ontology annotation, biological process: cilium movement; cilium assembly. The record is from RefSeq and is a predicted model, not a curated record. Gene Ontology annotation, cellular component: motile cilium; extracellular exosome. The coding region runs from base 86 to 2095 and encodes 669 amino acids. Gene Ontology annotation, molecular function: protein binding.
CCACAAUAUGCUCCCUACAUGAAUAGACAAAAACUGUAACAUAUUAUGGUUUUUUUCUAACAUACUAUUGUAAUUAAAAACAAGAAUGAUGAAAAUUCCCGACUUAACCACAGGGUACAAAUGUUGGCCAAUAGAAAUAUCAGGUUCUGCAAAAGCUAGUGCCACUUCAAAAUCAAAAAGCAAAUCUCCUGAACAAAAUUUUCAUUUCAUAGCGUAUCUUGAUGCUACAGCACUCCUUUACCCAGGAGUAACAAGAACACGAGUUGCAAGCCAGUUAUUCACUUUUAAUAGUGAGUGUGCAAAAGAGAAAUGUGGUUUGGAGAAAUCACUGUUCGAUACGAUUGACAUGGAAUUAGAUGAAGGGAAAAGUAGCCAGCAAAAGAAACCAGAUAAGAAGUCUGUCAAAUCACAGAUGAAUACAACAGAGGUGGAAGAAGAACCUUCAGAGCCUGUUUUCACAGAGGACAGGAAGCCAGUUUUUAUAAUUGUUGAAUUGGAAUUACUGAGGCCACUAAUUGCAAAACGGAAACCAGAAGACCUACUGAAAAGCCUUUCAGAAGCAAUACCACCUAGAGAAGAAUUACCAAAACAAGCUAUGUCAGCAGAGACAGCAGUCGUACACUACAAUCAUUCCAUAAAAAUAGUGUCAGAAAUAAUAUCAACUGAAUUACAAGAUUAUUGUUACUAUAACAGAAAAACUGAAGAAAAUGUGUUAGAUGAUUUCUACAUUUACCUGCAGAGUACUGAAGUAUUUGGACAAAUUGUAAAUAUUUUGAGAGACAAAGUCACUGUGCUGAUUCGAGAAAAAUAUUGUCCAGGUGUCACAUUCAACAGCAAUGAAGACAGACAGAAUUUUAUCUCCGAUGUUUAUGUAAACCUCGUAGAAGAAAUGCAUUCAACAGUGCACAGUUUGUUAGAUGGAGGAGACAAAGCUUCAGAGAAAACAUAUGAUGUAACCAAUGAUCAAAAGUAUUUUUUUGCAAUUGAAUCAACUGAAGAAGGAGACUAUGAAAAAGCAAAUCAGCUUUAUUUAGAAAGAAUAUCAAAGUUCAAGAAAAAUCCAGAUUUUUGGAUUGAUUAUGCACUAUUCUGCAUGCAAACUAGUGACACAGCACAAGCAAGAGAAUCUAUCAGAGAAGCUCUUUCCUUGGACAUCAGGCAUCCAAUUGGAUUAUUACUGUAUGGUAUAUUUCAUUCAACAAAUGGUGAUCGGCAGGAGGCAGAGCUAUUCUUUGGGGCUGCCAUUUAUUUCCACCCUCGUAUUAUGGAAGCAUGGAUAAUAUUGCACUUGUUCUAUGUAAGCAUUGAAAAGAAUGAAGGUGCUGAUAUUGCCCUAAGGAAAGCAAAGAAACUUAUGACCCAGUAUAGAGAGGAGCUGAAUUACCUAUAUAUGUCAAGUGAGCCUUUGGCAUGGUCACCAACAGCAAUGAAGGAUGAAUCAGUGUUCCUGUUAACUGCAAAACUUCUGCUGCAACUUCAUGCAUAUCAGUUUUCAGAACUGGCCUUGUCACAAGAGCUCUUACUGCAUGGGACUUCCACUGCUUACAGAUACUAUUUAUCUGUUGGACAUUACUUAUCAGGGCGGUAUGAUGAUGCCAUAUCACAUCUGCAACAAAUUGUUGAUGGAGAUUUCAAGAAUUAUCUUGCCCGAAGUCUCAUAGGACACUGUUACUAUAAGCUAGGUGAUAAAAAAAAGGCUGCUGAAUGUUAUAACUUCGUUGUAGAUGCUGAAGAUCGUCCCAAAAACCUACACCUGGUAAACAUUAGGUUUGGAAUAUAUAAUGUGCAAAUAAACAAUUUUCAAAAAGCAAAAGAAAAUUUCCUUGAAGCGUGUCUCAGUUCUCCAACCCCAAGAACGUGGUUAGGUUAUGGUUCUGCUUGUUUCAUGGCAGGUGAUGUGGAAGAAGCAGAGAAAGCAUUUACUGAGGCUAAUAUGCUAGAUCCACAGUGUCCCAAUAUCUGGGCAUACCUUUGCCUUGUCAAUCUUCACUUAGACAGAGAAGAGGAGUACAGUCAGUGCUACAGGCAAUUAUUAAAGAAUCAAAAUAUUACUGAUGAUAAAGAAGAAACACGUCAUCAUAUGGAUCCCAUUUAAAAAAAGGACAACAAUGUGAUAUGUGACACAGCAAACAACAGAAAACUCAACACUAUAUCAAGCUUAAAGUGGUGUAAUACUAGCAGGAAUCAUGUAGU